UUUGUUUAAAAAUGGCUGACCACUAUCAAAACAGCUAUCACCAUGGAGAAGGCUACCAGGCCGAAUACCAGGAAGAUGAAGAUGCAGCAAGUGACGCCACCGAGGGUCAUGACGAGGAUGACCAAAUGUACGAGGGCGAGUACCAGGGCAUCCCACACCCGGAUGAGGUAAAAACGGCGAGGUCGAAGAUCAAACUCCGCGCCGAUCCAGAUGAAGACGAGGGACUUGCAGAGCAGUAUGAGGAGAUUAUAGAGGACUGCGGACACGGACGCUUCCAGUGGAGUCUGUUUGUGGUGCUGGGCUUGGCGCUGAUGGCCGACAGCGUCGAGUGUUUCGUGGUGGCAUUGGCGCUUCCCAGUGCCGAGAAGGACAUGUGCAUGUCUAAUGCAGAGAAAGGCAUGCUGGGUCUGAUCGUGUUCCUGGGAAUGAUGUUCGGAGCGUUCCUGUGGGGGGGGAUGGCUGAUAAAAUAGGACGACGGAAAUGCCUGCUCAUCGCUCUGACCAUCAACUGCAUCGCCGCCUUCCUCUCUUCCUUUGCUCAGGGAUAUGGAUUCUUCAUCUUCUUCAGACUCAUAUCUGGCUUUGGGAUCGGUGGCUCUGUCCCUAUUGUGUAUUCGUAUUUCUCAGAGUUUCUGCAGAUGGAUAAGAGAGGAGAGCAUCUCAGCUGGCUCUGUAUGUUCUGGAUGAUGGGAGGAAUUUAUGCUUCAUUCACUGCCUGGGGCAUCAUCCCUCACUAUGGAUGGGGUUUCAGUAUGGGUUCGGAGUUUCAGUUCCACAGUUGGCGUGUUUUUGUGUUGGUUUGUGCCCUGCCCGCCGUCGCCGCCCUCAUCGGCCUCAACUUCAUGCCCGAGAGUCCUCGCUUCCUGCUAGAGCAUGCGAAACACGACGAGGCCUGGAUGAUCCUGAAGCGGGUUCACGACACGAACUGGAGAGCAAAAGGAGAACCGGAGCGAGUGUUCACCGUUUCUCAGAUCAAAACCCCAAAGACGCAGGAGGACGAGUUCUUUGAGAUUCAGACCUCCACAGGAACAACUUUCCAGAGAUGGGCGGUUCGCACGGUGACUCUGAUCAGACUGGUGCUGAAGAACGUCGCAUCUCUCUUAGCUCACGAUCUGAGACUCGCUACACUCCUCAUGGCUGUGAUUUGGUUUACGAUGGCUUUCAGUUACUACGGAUUAGCCGUGUGGUUCCCAGACAUGAUCAAGCACCUACAGUAUGAGGAAUACGAGUCCAAGGUGAAGAAUUUCCCCAGAGAGAAAAUCGAAAACUUUCACUUCAACUUCUCCCUGGAGAAUCAAAUCCACAGCGAUGGAAAAUACAUCAACGACAAGUUCAUCGGCAUCGAGAUGAAAUCUGUGAAGUUCGAGGACUCGCUCUUUGAGAACUGUUUUUUUGAGAACAUCAGGUCUACAGACACCUAUUUUGAAAACUGCACCUUCAGAUACACCACCUUCUACAACACCGAUUUUGAUAAAGAGAACUUCAUUGACUGCAUGAUGGACAACACGAGUUUCCUCAACCCUAAGAAGGGCUGCCAUCUCAACGUCCAGGAGGAAAACGAUGUCCUCGUUUACUUGGUCAGCUUUCUGGGAAGUCUGGCUGUGCUUCCCGGGAAUAUCAUCUCGGCACUCUUCAUGGAUAAGAUCGGGAGAAUUAAAAUAAUCGGAGGUUCCAUGCUCAUCUCAGCCGGCUGCACCUUCUUCCUCUUCCUGACCUUCAGUCAGGCGGCUAUCAUUGCCUUGCAGUGUCUGUUCUGCGGUGUCAGUGUGGCGGCGUGGAACGGCAUCCAGGUCAUCACCGUGGAGAUUUACCCCGCCUCAAAAAGAGCCACAGCGUUUGGUGUCCUGAACGCAACAUGUAAACUGGCAGCCAUCUUGGGCAGCUCCAUCUUCUCCUCGUUUGUGGGGGUCACUAAAGUUGUUCCCAUCCUCCUGUCCUGUGGUGCGCUGGUGUGUGGGGGAGUGCUGGCUCUGAAACUACCAGAAACCAGAGAGAAAGUUCUGCUGUGAUGUAAACCCAUACCCCCCACACACACACACACACACACACACACACACACAAACA
Molecule: messenger RNA, 2064 nt
Organism: Silurus meridionalis
Lineage: Eukaryota; Metazoa; Chordata; Actinopteri; Siluriformes; Siluridae
Gene: sv2bb
Product: synaptic vesicle glycoprotein 2Bb
Exons: 12
Coding region: 12-2009 (665 amino acids)
Biological process (GO): chemical synaptic transmission; transmembrane transport
Cellular component (GO): membrane
Molecular function (GO): transmembrane transporter activity
Source: RefSeq, a predicted model, not a curated record